UGUACCUGAAAUUUUGUUGUAAAAAACCACGCAAGUUAAACAAACAAAAGAUCAACAACCGUUCUCGAUCGCCUAUUAUAAAACAAUUUACGCCCGACAUUGCACAAGGCGAAAGAGAAAGUAUUGUUUUGCGGCGGCUUUUAGCGGAACGUUAUAGUCAAUGAGCACAAUUACGAGCUAAACUUUUCGGUUUCGAAGUCGUUUUUUCGUCUGCUGCGCACACAAUAUGCGGUUCUGCGCAAUAACUCUCGGGAUUUUGACGAUUUCGGUUUGGGUGCGCGCAUACGACCCGGAAGAUGCCGAAAUAGCCACGAUUUUGCCCCCAAAAGGCACGUUCGAAGCGUUCUACCCUCGAGGCGAAGAGAUCGGGUCGUCCCGAGCAGCCCAUUCCCACGGAACUUUCUACAAGCAUCGGAACCCGGCUUUGGUCGAUGCCAGGAACGCUGCUGCUUAUGGAUUUCGCUUCGACGGUGGCAGGCGAUUCAACUACGAUUGAAUUUAACCGAAUACUCACGCUUUACUAUUGUAAUUUUAUGUCACGAUUAAA
This is a messenger RNA of Cylas formicarius (sweet potato weevil), 547 nucleotides long. RefSeq lists its product as uncharacterized. NCBI's taxonomy places the organism in Eukaryota, Metazoa, Arthropoda, Insecta, Coleoptera, Brentidae. Bases 227 to 496 code for a protein of 89 amino acids. The transcript has a single exon. The record is from RefSeq and is a predicted model, not a curated record.